GAUAUAUCCGAAAUACAUUAGAUAACUGGCUUUUUUGAUAAAUUUAAAGCAUGUCUUUUUGCCUCGCCUUUUUGCGUUGCUAGAUAAAAAAUAUAGCUUCUCGCCAUUAGCAUUGAAAGGGACGGGACAUUUAUAAACAAUUAAAAACCAUAUAGGCAGCUCAGCAAAUAUGUAUAUUCACUUAAAAAUGCAUUAAUUAAACACUUAACAAUACGUAUAAAGUUCGUCUGAAUGACGAACGGAGUAAUGACGGAGCCUUAAGGUUUUUUCAAAGUGCGUCGCCCCCUAAGAAGAAGAAGAAGAAGAAGAAGAAGAAGAAGAAGAAGAAGUCUAACACAAGUCUAACACAAGAGUUCAAGUCUCGACCUUCCCUGGAUGUACUACACUAGACAUGGAUGACUAUAUUAAGCCAGUAUUAAGAAAAAAACCUGACAAAUUGAUUCUACACGUCGGCACAAAUAGCCUAAAGGGUCGUGAGAAUUCCACUCAUUGCGCAGAAGAAAUUAUAUCAUUGGGAGAAAAAAUAAAGAGAUCAAUCCCCGAGACGGAGCUAGUCGUGUCUGGCCUUGUCACGCGUUCAGAUGACGAAAUGCUAACACGUAAAGUCAAUGAAGUCAACGCAGCGCUGAAGGAAUCUUGUAUUCAGAAACAUUGGAAAUUCAUCGACCACACUAACAUUACAAUUAACCAAUUAAACCAGAGUAGAAUCCACCUCAACAAAAUGGGAUCAAGUAUGAUGGCACGAAAUUUUACAAACUAUAUUUACGAUAGGAAUUGUUAGGAUACAGCCAUGUGGGAGUCCGUAAGUAAUAAUGCUGACGAACAAUCUAGAUUAGAUGAAGAAAUGCCAACAAAAGUGGGUGAGUUAAACGAACCAAGUUAUUCUAAUAGAAAUAGCCUACCAUAUAUAAACGUAGACAAAAUACCAUCUCAUCGUGGUAUGGUUAUGGCUUGUUUGAAUAUUAAUAGUCUCUUAUCCCAUAUUGAUGAAUUACGAAUAUUUACAAGUAGCACUAAAAUAGACAUAUUAUGUAUAAACGAAACCAAGCUUGAUUCCACAAUUACCGAUCAGGAGGUCUGUCUACCAGGUUUUGAAAUUGUUCGAAGAGACCGAAGUGUAAAUGGCCGUUAUGGCGGCGGCGUUUGCAUUUAUAUUCGGUCUAACAUUAAUUAUAAAAUAAGACAUGAUUUACAUUUGGAAACUCUCGAAAAUUUGAUAGUAGAAGUAAAAAAACCAAGAUCAAAAUCUAUUUUGGUUAGUACUUGGUACAGACCACCUGACUCUCCUGCGAGUCAUUUCGGUGAUUUUGAAAAAAUGAUCGGUUCAUUUGAUGCGGAGAAUUUAGAGUAUUUCCUGCUUGGUGACCUAAAUGUAGAUCUCUUGCCAACAACUGGAUCACUGAACAGUAAUAAAUUGACAGAUAUUAGAUAUCUAUGACAUAGAGCAGUUGAUAAAUGAAUCUACCAGAAUUACCGCUACAACUAGUACUCUAAUUGAUCUUUGUCUUACUAAUACACCCUCUAAUAUUGCAAAAUCGGGUGUCGUACAUUUAUCAAUUAGUGACCAUUCAUUAGUCUAUAUGAUACGUAAGGCUCAUUAUGUACGAGAAGGUACUAGAACAGUGGAAAUUAGGUCAUUGAAGAAUUUUAAUAGAGAAAGCUUUUUAAGAGAUUUAGAACAAAAACAGUGGCAUAACAUAUGUUGUUCCCAGGAUCCAAACGAAAUGUGGGAGAUGUGGAAAAACAUGUUAAUGGCAACAAUUGAUAAGCAUGCACCACUUAGAUCUAGACGCACUAGAAAGCGUAAAUCCCCUUGGAUCACAAAUGAAUUAAAGCGCAGGAUAUAUAAUAGAGACUACUUAAAAAAGAAAGCUAUUUCAUCAAAUGACCCUCAUGUUUGGCAAGAUUAUAAACAAGCUCGAAAUCAAACUAAUGCCGAAAUUAAGAAACUUAAGCGAGAUUAUUUCACAAAAAAUCUAGAGCUCAAUAAACAUAAUAUGAAAAAGACAUGGCAACUAAUUAAUGAAUUGAGCUCUAGAAAUACUGGAAAAACGAAAAGAAUAAGUGAAAUAAAUUUGGGGGAACAAGACAUAACCUCGCCUGUUGAAAUAGCCGAAGCAUUUAACAGCUACUUUUCUAGUGUUGGUGACAACCUUGCCGCCGAAAUACCAUAUCCUGAUCAUGAUCCGAAUUUCUAUCUUAAACCAUCCGAUAAAACGUUUUCAUUGCAAACUCCGACUGUUGAUACCGUUCACAGAUUUUUUAGUACAAUUGAUGAGAAGAAAUCUGUUGGUCUAGAUAAAAUACCCAAUAAGUUAUUGAAAUUAGCGGCAGACGUGAUUGCGCCUUCUUUAACUGGAAUAUUUGCUACAUCUAUAAAUACAGGAAUAUUUCCGCGUGAGUUGAAGGCGAGCAGGGUGUCACCAAUAUUUAAGAGUGGUGCUAAAACUGACCCAAGUAACUAUCGGCCUAUAUCCGUUAUUCCAGUGGUUGCAAAAAUUUUUGAAAAAAUCAUUUUUGAUCAAUUAUAUGAAUAUCUUAAUACGAAUAAGCUGUUAAGUCCCUGUCAAUCUGGAUUCCGAUCAAUGCAUAGCACUUUAACGGCACUAAUUGAGGCUACAAAUAGUUGGUCCGUUAAUAUUGACAAUGGACUAGUAAAUGGAGUUGUUUUUAUUGAUUUAAAGAAAGCUUUCGAUACGAUUGAUCACGACAUUAUGUUGCUAAAACUUGAAAAUUAUGGAGUUGAGCGAAAUAGCCUAACUUGGUUUAAAUCGUAUCUCACCGAUAGAACUAAAAAAUGUCUGGUCAAUGGUCAAUUGUCAAACUCCGUCCCAAUAACCUGUGGCGUUCCUCAGGGAAGCAAUUUGGGGCCACUACUUUUUCUUGUCUAUAUUAAUGAUUUACCAAACUGCCUCAAUCAUACAACACCCAGAAUGUUUGCAGAUGAUACGAGCGUCAGCUACGCCUCAAAUUCUGUUGAAGAACUGGAAAAUAUCAUGAACUCUGACCUCAAAAAUCUCAAUAGUUGGCUUACAACCAAUAGAUUAAGCUUAAAUAUCGUAAAAACAGAGUUUAUGAUUAUUGGUUCUCGCCAGAAAAUAAGAGUUAUAGAUGGGGAAAUGAAUAUUAAGAUAAAUGAUAAUAACAUAAAUAGGGUUGAUUUCGUCAAAUCCUUAGGGCUACACAUUGACGAACACCUUUCUUGGUCAGUACAUAUUCGCAAAUUAUGUAAAAAAAUUGCUUCAGCUAUAGGCGCUUUAAAACGCAUUAGACCGUUUAUUACCAUGAACACUGCUAUUCAAGUUUACCAAUCUUUAAUUCAACCUCAUUUUGACUACUGUUGCUCGGUCUGGGAUGGUCUUGGUGAAACAUUAAGCUGUAAAAUACAGAAAUUACAGAACCGAGCGGUAAGGGUCAUUACGAGGUCUAGCUACGAUACCAGGGCAAGCACCCUAUUAAAUACUUUACACUUAGAUCGCCUUUUCUUAAGACGCAAAAAGCUUAAGGCUGGCCUAAUCUUAAAGACUCUCAAAGGGAAUGUACCGUCAUAUCUACAAGACUUUUUUUCAGUUCGUGACACAGGGUACAAUUUAAGAAAUUCUGAGACAAGAUUAAAUUUGCCCAAGCCACGAACAAAUUACUUAAAACGAAGCUUUUGUUAUAGUGGUGCCUACUUGUGGAACAGUCUUCCUCAAGAUAUACGAAAGCUUCAAACAUUUCCACAAUUUAAGAAAGCUAUAGAUAAGUAUUAUAAUAAUUCAAGUGAAC
Paramuricea clavata is the source of this 3768-nucleotide messenger RNA. The record is from the annotation of a GenBank genome assembly. NCBI's taxonomy places the organism in Eukaryota, Metazoa, Cnidaria, Anthozoa, Malacalcyonacea, Plexauridae.